AUAUAAGUUAAUUUCACUUGUCAAAACAUAUAAUUAAAUAUCUUAAUAGGAAUGCACAGUUUUAUAGCCUUGAAAAACAGAGAAUCUUCAGGAUUAGGAAUUUGACAACUAUUUUGACUUGCAACUACGUGAAGAAAGAAUUACGACAUUGUGAAGAGGAUUUUUCCUUGGAUGUUGUGAGGAGACAAAAUGUUCAGGAAAAGUCAACAGUAUUUCAGAAAUUCCAAAGAAACGUCACACACGCCAUAUGGCAAGGGAUGUGAGUUUGAAAGUGAUUUGUCGUUUUCCAAUGAAGAGCAAAAAGCCGUCCGUGAUUAUCCUACAGAGUUGAAGUUCUCGCUUGUUGCAUUUUGUGUUUCCCUCAUAAUCGUAUGCAGCAAACUGAUUAUUAUAAAUAGAGCACUUUUGCAAAAAUUCAUUGUUUAUGGUAAAACAUAUUGGGCCACAUCAUCAUUUGGGGCAUACAAGCUUCUCAGUGAUGAUACGAAGUCCAAGGUAUCGGAGGUGCUACUGACAUCCAACAAUGUUGUCGGAGACAUUUUGGCCCAUUUCAGCUGGCUGUUAUUUCCAGUGCUUGCUGGAUUAGGAAUGACUGUUCUUACUUGGUGUAUGAUUUAUGUAGACAGUUACAUUCCUGGUAUCAAACCUCCCACACCAUUCUCACCUGCUAAAAACAGGAAACAGUGUAGCCCCAGAUUCCACUUGGGUUAUAUCGUGGCUGUUAUAAAUGGUUUACUUGUCUUUCUUCUGAUGGUAUUAAGUUGGAAAUAGAGCUUCAUGAUACAAAAGAAGCUUUAAGUAAGACAUCAGGUGUUGCCAACACGUGAAGUCUUCUGCAGGCCCAGUCAACAGAAGGAAUUGAAUGUGUAAAGAGUAGCAUUUACACUUAGGCUCUGGCAUCUCAGUUUUAUAUAACUUCGUUUAUUUUGCAUGUUGUGUAGCUAUAGCAAUCUCAUGACAACCUCCAGAGCAUAGUUUUGAUAGGAAGGUUGUGACCAACAGAUUUUCAAAGCUGAGUUUUCUACUUAAAGAUAUUUAAAACUUAAUUAUGGUAAUGUUGUCACACUUACUCUAUACAGGUUUUAAGGUUCUUGCAGUGGUGACUAUGGGAUAUAAUGCCUUGCAGUGUGGUGAAAGUCAGUUGAUGUUUGGGAGGAACAUAUUGCCUCCAACUUCAGUGUUGAAGAGUAAGCCAAUCAAGCAGGCAGCAAGCAGAGCUAAACUUUCUGCUUGCCUCUCACUGGUUUCUUGCUUACCUUAAUGCUUUGACCCUGAAGAUGAAAAUGAUAUUCCCCCAAAACACUGGUUGAUUUUUAGUGCUCUGCACAGCAUUGUAUUCCAUGAGAUAGAAUUCUUCUUACUGUGUACAGUAAGCAUAUCCUACAGUGUUAUACAAAAAGUGUGUUUUUACAUACCCUUUCUUCUUCAGUUGGUAGCUCAGAAUGUACAGAAAUUAUUUUAAUUGCAGUUGAAUAGAAAUCAGAAACCAGUUUUCUGUGUAGAAGAAGAGCUGGAAGCCAAGAGAGACCUGUGUACAGUCUAAUUAUCCAAGGAUGGUACUGAAGAUCAUUUUGUGGUAGUCCCCAGGAAACAGGCUAACAUUUGUAUGCCAGCUGUGAACACAAUUCAUAUAGUUAAAAGCAGCACAGUAAAAGAUUACUUAGAUUUUAAAUUUGGAAUAUAAUGUUCUCCUGUAUUUUCAGUACAUCAUAGGGAUAAAUCAGGGUUCACAUGUUUAAGCUUUAUGCAGUCAACUUUAUAAAUGUCACUGAAGGCUUAGGAAUGUUCCCUCUCUUUGGAUUUGGUCUAUGUAUUUUACUGUUCAAACUGCCACACAAGUAAAAUUUACAGAAACUCAAGUUGGGGAAACAUUGCUGCAAGUCAUGGCUUGAUGUGUAUCCUGCCUUAUCUGACAGAGUAUUGAAAGGCAUGUGACACUGAACAAUUUUUCAUAUAUCUGGAUUAUUCCUAUACUCAUAAGAUUUAAUUUUGGACCAUCUUUUGCAUAUUCAGUGAUUUGGUAUUGUAUCAUUUGCAGACAUCUGAACAUACAGCAUAAAGCACUUUCUGUUCAGUCUAUGUUGAUAUACACCAUCUGUAUCAAAAUUUUGACAGUUUUGUUGAUUUGCAGGACACAAAGUGCUUUCAGCUAUGUCUUUAGUGUUCUGCUUGUGUUUAUAUUCAACACACACUGGCUUGGUAAAUGCUAGAUUAAAUUAUGAAGCUAUUGUUUAGUGAGCUAUUAAGACAGAAUAUUCCUGAGUAGUGCACUUAGAUGAGUUUUCCUUUCCCCCAUAUCAUAACAGCUGUGAAAAAAGAAAAAAAAACUCGACAUUAACUUAUUCUUUCACACAUGUGGGAAUUUGUCAUGGUGGGGAUGACUUGUCUCCUGUUUAUGAAAGAAAAGUAUUUAAGUUACAUUGAGCAGGGUUAAAUUAUGGAAUUUCAGGAUCUUUGUUGGCCGAUCACAGUGGCCUCACAGUCUAAGGCAUGAACUGUCCUCACUUGCUCAAACACUGGGAUCAUUGGUUCG
Molecule: messenger RNA, 2533 nt
Organism: Cryptotermes secundus
Lineage: Eukaryota; Metazoa; Arthropoda; Insecta; Blattodea; Kalotermitidae
Exons: 3
Coding region: 190-771 (193 amino acids)
Source: RefSeq, a predicted model, not a curated record